AUGGGUCGUCGUCCUGCUCGCUGUUACAGAUACUGUAAAAACAAGCCUUAUCCCAAGUCCAGAUACUGUCGUGGUGUCCCCGAUGCCAAGCUCAGAAUCUACGAUUUAGGUCGCAAGAAGGCAUCUGUCGAUGAUUUCCCUCUUUGCGUCCACUUGGUCUCCAACGAAUACGAACAAUUGUCUGCUGAAGCUCUCGAAGCUGGUCGUAUUUGUGCCAACAAGUACAUGUCCAAGACCUCUGGUAAGGACUCCUUCCACAUGCGUAUCCGUGUCCACCCUUACCAUGUCACCCGUAUCAACAAAAUGUUGUCUUGUGCUGGUGCCGAUAGAUUGCAAACUGGUAUGCGUGGUGCUUUCGGUAAGCCUAACGGUCUUGUCGCUCGUGUCAACAUUGGUCAAAUCAUCUUCUCUGUCCGUACCAAGGAUUCCAACAAGGCUGUUGUCAUUGAAGCUUUGAGACGUUGUAAGUACAAGUUCCCUGGUCAACAAAAGAUCAUCAUCUCCAAGAAGUGGGGCUUCACUCCUCUUGCCCGUGCUGAAUACGUUGAAGCUCGUGCUGCCGGUAAGCUCAGACCUGAUGGUUGUUAUGUCAAGUUUGUUCCUCAAAGAGGUCCUCUUGCCAACUACUUCAAGGAGGCUAGCAAGGUCUAA
Messenger RNA from Mucor velutinosus, 651 nucleotides. RefSeq lists its product as uncharacterized. Gene Ontology annotation, biological process: ribosomal large subunit assembly; translation. The transcript has a single exon. Gene Ontology annotation, molecular function: structural constituent of ribosome. The record is from RefSeq and is a predicted model, not a curated record. The coding region runs from base 1 to 651 and encodes 216 amino acids. Gene Ontology annotation, cellular component: cytosolic large ribosomal subunit; ribosome. Lineage: Eukaryota; Fungi; Mucoromycota; Mucoromycetes; Mucorales; Mucoraceae.